Molecule: messenger RNA, 1632 nt
Organism: Podarcis lilfordi (Lilford's wall lizard)
Lineage: Eukaryota; Metazoa; Chordata; Lepidosauria; Squamata; Lacertidae
Source: the annotation of a GenBank genome assembly
AUGGCCCUUGCAACCCAUCACCCCAGUGCCUUUGACAGGGUGCUGCGACUCAACCCCAUGGCCAUGGAGCCCCCAGCAAUGGAUUUCUCCAGGCGGCUUCGGGAGUUAGCUGGAAACACCUCUAGUCCGCCAUUGUCACCGAACCGGCCCAGUCCUAUGCAAAGGUUACUGCAACCAUUCCAGCCAGGCAGCAAGCCACCCUUUCUGGCCACGCCGCCUCUCCCUCCUCUUCCCGCUCCUCCCCCUUCCCAGCCUCCCGUCAAAUCCAAGUCCUGUGAAUUUUGUGGGAAAACCUUCAAGUUUCAGAGCAACUUAGUUGUCCACCGCCGCAGCCACACUGGAGAAAAACCUUACAAGUGCAACCUUUGCGACCACGCGUGCACUCAAGCAAGCAAGCUAAAGCGCCACAUGAAAACCCAUAUGCACAAAUCCUCCCCAAUGACAGUGAAGUCUGACGAUGGCCUCUCCACGGCCAGCUCCCCAGAGCCUGGAACCAGUGACCUUGUUGGCAGUGCUAGCAGUGCCCUAAAAUCCGUAGUGGCCAAGUUUAAGAGUGAGAAUGAUUCCAAUAUGAUUCCAGAAAACGGGGAUGAAGAAGAAGAGGAGGAGGAGGAGGAGGAAGAAGAGGAAGAGGAAGAAGAAGAGGAGGAUUUGACUGAAAAUGAACGGCCAGACUAUGGGUUUGGCAUUAAUCUAGAAGCAGCUCGUCACCAUGAGAACAACUCCCGGUCUGUCGAUGAGAACCGCUCCAUGCCGGAUGUCAUGCAAGGGAUGGUUCUGAGCUCCAUGCAGCACUUCAGCGAGGCCUUCCAUCAGGUCCUUGGAGAGAAACAUAAACGAGGGCAUUUGUCCGAAUCUGAGGUACAUAGAGACACUUGCGACGAAGACUCGGUAGCUGGUGAAUCCGAUCGCCUCGACGAUGGCGCUAUUAAUGGUCGGGGGUGUUCCCCUGGUGAAUCUGCCUCUGGAGGUUUGUCAAAAAAGCUGCUCUUGGGUAGCCCGAGCUCCCUAAGCCCUUUCUCCAAACGCAUCAAACUUGAAAAGGAGUUUGACCUUCCCGCAACAGCUAUGCCUAACACUGAAAAUGUUUACUCCCAGUGGCUAGCUGGGUACGCUGCUUCUCGGCAGCUAAAAGAUCCAUUCCUCAACUUUGGAGACUCCCGACAAUCGCCUUUUGCUUCCUCCUCUGAACACUCCUCCGAAAACGGAAGUUUACGCUUCUCGACGCCUCCUGGGGAGAUGGAUGGAGGGAUAUCAGGCCGCAGCGGUACAGGAAGUGGAGGGAGCACCCCGCAUAUUAGUGGUCCAGGCCCUGGAAGGCCUAGUUCAAAAGAGGGCAGACGCAGCGACACUUGUGAGUACUGUGGGAAAGUCUUCAAGAACUGUAGUAACCUCACUGUCCACAGGAGGAGCCACACUGGGGAAAGGCCUUAUAAAUGUGAGCUGUGUAACUACGCGUGCGCCCAGAGUAGCAAACUCACCAGGCACAUGAAAACGCAUGGUCAGGUGGGGAAGGACGUUUACAAAUGUGAAAUUUGUAAGAUGCCUUUUAGCGUGUACAGUACCCUGGAAAAACACAUGAAAAAAUGGCACAGUGAUCGAGUCUUGAAUAAUGACAUAAAAACUGAAUAG